This is a messenger RNA of Ochlerotatus camptorhynchus, 2453 nucleotides long. RefSeq names its product rogdi atypical leucine zipper (gene rogdi). NCBI's taxonomy places the organism in Eukaryota, Metazoa, Arthropoda, Insecta, Diptera, Culicidae. Bases 289 to 1452 code for a protein of 387 amino acids. The transcript has 6 exons. The record is from RefSeq and is a predicted model, not a curated record. Gene Ontology annotation, cellular component: RAVE complex.
UGGACAAGUAUUUCCUAUCAGUCCAAUGUUUGCAGCCGAAAUAGAUGGAUGGUUGGCCGAGAUCGGGUUCAUCAAAGCCCAGUUUUACCAUUGAGCACGAAAAGCCGUAUCAUAUUGACACAAUUGAUUAGCGGUUGUUAUUAAUAACAUACGCGUCGAUGCUCUGAUAGGAGGUUGUUUCUACGGUGGAUUAAAGUGUGCACUUGAGUUCGGUUUGUUCCAUGUCGAGAGUAUCUGGUCUGGAUUAGCAGCUCUUGUAGUGAAGUGAUUGGAAAAUCGGACUUGAAAAUGCCUAAAUUCAGUGGACCCAAUUGGUUCUCCAAGCCGCAGUCGCGGAAAAAAUCCAAAGUCCCGUCAUCGAAGGGAACGGUGGUGAGUUUCGCGGACGGAACAGCAGCACCAGGACCAGAAACACCACCGCAGAAAUCUCCUCGCAAACAUCGUCGGAAUCAUUCUGGUCAGCAACUGUCGAGCCAGGUCUCGUGGUCUAGUGAAGUUACUAGCCCCGGCAGUGAAGGAUCCGGAGGAAGAGAAGGAGGAGGGAGCUACUUCUCCAGACAGAGUGGUAUCCGACAGAGUGUAACCAGCAAUCAGAGUAGUUUUUCGACAGCCAGCAGCAGCAGGAGGCCGCCGCCAGUGAGACGACCGACCAGGAUGGCCGAAACCGAGAAGGAGGAAGCUAUUAACUUGCAAGUGGAGUUCGAGUGGGUGCUACACGAGGAGGUACACUCGGUGCUGAAAGAGUUGCAUGUUAUUCUGGUGGAAUGUGCCCAUCGGUUUCCGGUUCCCUUGUACGGGAACGAAGGCAAGAAACAGGACAAGUUUGUGCUGACGGCGGCUCCGGAGCAGUUGAAGUGUAUCGUUACGCUAACCGGCGAUAGCAUCACACAUGCGGACAUCAACUUCAAGGUCCAACGGCAGCAGCAGCAAACGCAGCGGACCUCCAUCACCCAGGACUACCCGUGGAAGAUUCAGCAGGUCCAGGACGCCGCCAACCACCUACAGCAAGCAAUAAACCACAUCGACAAUGUGGAUAGUUCAUACAAUUUCAAAACCUCCGACGAGGUGUUGCACGUCCUGGGAAACAUAUUGGGUGCCUUGCAGCGAGGCAGGACCUCGCUGGUGGUACCCCGCAAGAAGCCCAUCGAUGAGCUCAUGAAGAGCCGAAAUAUGAAAGCGCUGUCGCCUAAUCUGCCGGAGGAUUUGGCGAUCAGUUUCUACAUCCAGAGCCACAAGCUGAUCUUUGUGGCCUACCAGCUGACGAACUUCCAGGGCACGAUGAAGUUCGAUUCCUGCCAGGCCGAGUGUUCGGUACCGUGGUUAAACGAGGUGCUGGUGCUGUUUACCGUGGCACUGCAGCUGUGUCAGCAGCUUAAGGAUAAGAUUUCAGUAUUCUCGCAGUAUAAGGACUUCACCGUUGGUUCUCGUUCGGCAUCCGCAAUGUCCUACUGACUGGACCAAUCGCCGGCGGCGGAUCCUCUGGUACCGUGCCGGGCUUAGGUGGGGUGAUUGCGGGUUAAGAUCUUAGAAUUCCCUCUCUUUCAACAGUGUUAAGUUAUACAGCAAAGCAACUAGUGUGCAGCAGUGCACUCCUCAGUUUUCAGGACAAAAGUGAAUACAUGAAAAGGUGGAACCCUUGAUCCUAGUAGCUAUUAAGUACCGCGCAAAGUCCAAACAUAUACAGACGGAUAGUACGAUGUUCAAACGAGUCUUGUGCUCGUAACGAAGAAAUUUGGCCGUCGUCGGUCGUUGUUGAUAAUAUUGAUGUUUGUUGAUAACUUAGGGUACUCGUGUUGUUAUCGGCAAGCGCCGGUGGCGAUUGUGUCUACGGGAAAGGGAGACAGGCAGUGAUUCAUCGAAGGAGCUUCUUAUGAAGUUCCCAUAAAUACCAACUGAUUGUAGUGCUUUAUCAACGGAAUGAGGCAGCCAGACUGCAGCCGAUAUCAACACAUUUAGAUAAGCGCAAGUGAAACAAAUGAAAAUUUAAUGUUUAGGAGUACUUAACGAGUCGUAAGUAAACAGAAAUAAUGAAAUCGUAUAGUGGCAAAUAUUUACUCAACCUUGUGUGCGAGUGCGUAGGAGAAUGCCUUCCCCCGGUCAGCAGCUGGUCCAAGGUGCUGGAUGUGAAGGGGGUGUGUGCAAUCAGUUGCGAUCGAUCGCUGAUUGUGAUGAGCAUUGUGUAAAUAAGAGGGUAGGGUGAAUAGUGAGUUGGCGGUAGGAAUCUCGAAAUUGAUGUUUUUAUUCCAAGACCGGCUGCUGAACGGGUGAAUGGACGGUGAACUGAAAUGUGUAUCAUAGGCAUCCUUAAAUGAACUGUAAACUGUUCGAACGUAGAAGCGUUACCCUUACAAAAUUCGAAGAUGAACUUUAGCACUUAGAGGUUUUAAACUGUUCUGAUACAUCAGCAUGAUUUUAAUAUUUUUUUUUUGAAAUAUAUUUAUUUGAAUUAUUCA